This is a messenger RNA of Linum tenue, 1662 nucleotides long. NCBI's taxonomy places the organism in Eukaryota, Viridiplantae, Streptophyta, Magnoliopsida, Malpighiales, Linaceae. The record is from the annotation of a GenBank genome assembly.
AUGACAGCUCCCGAGACCGACCCGGUGGUCGAUGGCCCAACCCGGAUUCUAACCUCGGUUCUGGAACAAAUCCCGGGCGUGGUCGCCUUCAAGGGCAAAUGGGCUGUCAUCAAAUCCAAACUCGACGACCUCCACACCCUGCUCCUCGAUUCCAGCGACUUCCCGGCUUCCACUUCCAACCUUCUCUUCCUCGACCUCCUCCGCUCAAUCUCCCACACCCUCGACGACGCCGCCUUGCUCGCCGCCAAAUGCCAGUCCUCCAAUUUCCUAUCCGAAGGCAAGCUCAAGACCCAGAGCGACCUCGACUCCGUCCUCGCCAGGCUGGACCGCCACGUCAGCGACGGCGAGCUUCUCAUCCGCAGCGGCGUCCUCCACGACGUCUUUUCCGGCUCCUCCUCCAAGCGCGACGCGGUUCGAGCCGAGUCCAGGAACUUGUUGACCCGGCUCCAGAUCGGGGGUGCUGAGUCCAGGAACUCGGCGAUUGACUCGCUCCUCCGUCUCCUCGGGGAGGACGACAAGAACGUCAUGAUAGCUGUCGCUCAGGGAAUAGUCCCCGUGCUCGUCCGAUUGCUCGAUUCCAACUCAUGGGAGAUGAAGGAGAAGACUGUGGCCGCCAUUUCUAGAGUCUCGAUGGUUGAAAGCAGCAAGCACGCGUUAAUCGCUGAAGGCUUGCCGCUGCUCAACCACUUGAUUCGGAUCCUGGAAUCGGGUACUGGUUUCGCCAAGGAAAAAGCCUGCAUCGCUCUCCAAUCCCUAACCCUUCCCAUGGAAAACGCUAGAGCAAUCGGGUCCAGAGGUGGGAUUUCUUCCCUGUUGGAUAUUUGUCAGGCGGGAACGCCAGCCUCUCAAGCUUUCGCAGCGGGGGUGUUGAGGAAUCUGGCGGCGGUGGAGGAAACCAGAGAGAAUUUCAUGGAGGAAAAUGCUGUGUACGUUCUCAUGGGUCUGGCGGCAUCAGGGACUCCAUCAGCGCAGGAAAAUGCAUUUGGGUGUUUAUCCAGUUUAGUGAAAGAAGAUGAUGAAUUGAAGGUCUUGAUUGUUAAGGAAGGAGGGAUGGAGUGUUUAUCCAAUUUCUGGGAGUCAUGUCCUCCAGUGAGAUGCCUGGAAGCUGCGCUUCAACUAAUCAGCCAUUUGGCUUCAAACGAGGCAAUAGCUGAAGUGCUGGUUUCACAUGGGUUCGUCUCUAAAGUGACAUCGGUGUUGAAUUGUGAGGUUUUAGGGGUGAGGGUAGCGGCAGCCAAAGCUGUUUACCAGCUCGGGUACAGUUCUAGAAGCAGGAAGGAAAUGGGUGGAAGUGCAGAAGGGUGUGUGAGCUUGCUGAUCAGGAUGUUAGAUGGUAAAGGAGUGGAAGAGAAGGAAGCAGCAGCCAUGGCAUUGUCCCGCCUGGUUCUGUGUCCAGGGAACAGGAGGGUUUUCAGAAAAGACGAGAGAGGGCUGGUUACUGCUGUUCAGUUGCUGGAUCCAAAUGUGGAGAAUUUGGAUAAGAGGUAUCCAAUCGCGAUAUUGUCAUCGCUUGUUCAUUCCAGCAAGUGUGCGAAGCAGAUGGUUGCAGCUGGUGCUUGUCUGCAUUUGAGAUCGCUGGUCGACAUGGAAGUGGAAGGUGCUAAGAAGCUGUUGGAAGGUCUUGGCAAGGGCAAGAUUUGGGGUGUCUUCGCCAGACCCUAA